Bursaphelenchus okinawaensis is the source of this 2337-nucleotide messenger RNA. The record is from the annotation of a GenBank genome assembly. Lineage: Eukaryota; Metazoa; Nematoda; Chromadorea; Rhabditida; Aphelenchoididae.
AUGUCUAAGUAAGUUCUUAAUUGAGUAUCUUAUGUUUCUUUUAUUUGAAUGAGAGAUUCAUUCUUAUUUUUACGUGUUUUAGCAUUCGAAGUCUUGGAGACUUGAAAGGAGACAAGCCAGAGAGUGGAAAUUCUUCAGAUGAAGAUGAAGGUCGUCAGGGAUUCUUUGUUGGUGGAAGCGAACGGAGCGGUCAACAAGUUUUGGGUCCAAAUGGUGGUGAUCAACUUGCUGAUCGAGUUUUCAAAUCGGCUCAACGUCACGGAGCAGAAACCUUGAGCACGGAAGAAGCGGAGCGCUUUCGUGAUGGAGCCUCAGAUCCGAAUUCUGGUGUCAGGUUGAGUGGUGGCCCCUCAGCUCAGAUGAACACUGAACGAGUUCACGUCAUUUUCUGGCAAAAUGGUUUCAGUGUGGACGAUGGACAUCUGAGAUCGUUUGCGGAUCCCGCUUCUAUGGAGUUCAUCAAAGCGUUGGAUCGCGGUCAAAUCCCGACUGAACUUCAACAGAAGCAUCGUUACAAGCAGGUCGAUCUGCAUCUCGAACGUCGUGCUACUGAGUACGUUAAACCAAAUGCAAAACCGUUUGCUUCCUCGGGUCAUCGUUUGGGAGCUGUUGUUCCUGAGAUUGUUUCUGGAGAAACGAGUCAAGCUAAGCCUUCUGCUGAUGGUAAGUCUUUAAAAAAAUAUUUUUGAAUUUAGGAUAAUGAUUCAUGUAAUAGUAAACUUCUUGCUAUCAUUAAUUAAGAAGUUAAAUAUUAAAAACGUCUUGAAUUUUACACGUACAUUUAUUGUCGUCUUAAAAUAUAAAAUUGACAUGUAACUUAGUUACUGUUAUGGGACAUUACAAUAUAAAUAAUAAAAAAUACAGACGAUUAUAAAGACCUAUCUAAAAACCCUAUUGCUAAAGACCAACUGGUCCAUAGCUUCGAACUCUCACUCAACUGGUGAUCAGAGGCAUUUUGAGCUAGAGCCUAAAUUAUAAUCUUAUCAUAUUUGCACUGGCCUAUUUGCAUAGGCGGCACCUAACUUAAUAUAAUGAUGAAUCUUGAUUUAGAAGCUAAGAAAUUGUUUGAAGAAGCUCAAAGCAAUGUUGGUCUGAAGGAGGGUGAACCUACGGGCAGGAUCCAAAUCAGACAACCGAACGGUGAACGCUUGAUUGGCACAUUCAAUCCUUCACAUGUGGUCGAGGAUGUCCGGUCUUUCAUUGUCUCGUAAGUUUUGUAUUUGUUACCUAAUUUUUUAAACUUUGUAAAAUAUAACAGUUUUGGUACUUUUUUAUGGAAUAACAUAACUUUCUUGAUGAGUUUUGAAAUAUAAUUGUAAUGUUGCUUUAGAGCUUUACCAGAAUGGGCGUUCCAGCCGUUCCAAUUGUACACUACCUUCCCUAAUAAGCUAAUUGAAGACGAGUCCAAGACUGUGAAAGAAGCUGACAUCUUGAAUGCAGUCGUUGUUAUUAAACCUGUUUCCUAAAUUAUUAUUAAGGGUCACAUAUAAACUAUUGUACCAUUUUGGCGUUUUGAAUUCAGAAGUUUGUGACUUUGUUACCUUUGGCUUAUACUUGUUUUUAGAAAUUGCUGUAAUUUAUCCAUGCGUAUUAACAGUACUAUAUUGUUUAGAUGCCAGGUGGCAUAAAAGAAGCUUUAGGUCUAGACAAGUUUGCUAAGGCUUUGAAGAUCGUAAAGGAUGCUGGAGGCAUUCGUGGUGCUAUAAAGCAACGAUAUCUGUAAGGUUUGAUUGUGAUGUUGUUACUAACAUGAUUAAUGGAUACUAUAUUUACUUUUUAUUAUUUUUUUGGCAGUUUUAUCACUAAAAUAAUGUGUAAUGACAUUUUAAAUUUAUAGGAUUAAAUUUGAUAGUUAUGUUCUGUUGACUUUGAUAGUAUACUUUUAGGAUGGAUCAGAGCAAGACUGGAGAUCUGAUCGGAACGGACAAGUUUGGCAACAAGUAUUUCCAGGACGAUGGUAACUUCAUGCCCAGAAACAGAUGGGUGGUAUUCGACGAGAAGCAGUGGUUGGACUACGAUGCCACUCAAGUGCCUCCAGAAUGGCACAGGUGGCUACACCACAUGACUGACGAGCCUCCCACCGUCAAGCCUCCAGUAGACAGGAAGUGGAUCAUGGAGCACAAAGAGAACACUUCCAUAUACAUGUAAGUGAUAUUGUUUUUGGUUGAUUGACACUUUUUAUUGUAGAACUGGAUUCUUUUUGAUAUGAAGUGUGUUAUUAGUGUAUUGUUUAAAUAACGGUUACAUUGUUUUUGUAAUUUCAGGGACGAGAAAUACAUCCCGUACUCGACUACCAGACCCAAGGUGCAAGGCUGGCAACCCAAAAACAAACAGUAA